Capsella rubella is the source of this 734-nucleotide messenger RNA. RefSeq lists its product as uncharacterized. Bases 49 to 435 code for a protein of 128 amino acids. NCBI's taxonomy places the organism in Eukaryota, Viridiplantae, Streptophyta, Magnoliopsida, Brassicales, Brassicaceae. The transcript has 2 exons. The record is from RefSeq and is a predicted model, not a curated record.
UUUUGCAGUCGGAAUUACACCCAAAUCCCAUCAAAUCAGGGGAAAGCUAUGACAGAUCUUAUGGUUCCGAGCAAGAGACCCCGAGCCCCUAGCUUCUCCGACAAGCAUCCUGAGAUCCACCCCUCCGCCGCCGCCGUUUCGGAUUGGUUCCCUAAUCAGAAUGUACAGAUCAUGGUCAGCCAUGAUCUGGUUCGGGUCGGAAACUUUCUUGACCUUUGUCGUUUCUGCAAGAAGAGCCUCCGUCACAACGAGGACGUUUUCAUGUACGGCUACUUGGGGGCAUUCUGUUCUAAAGAAUGCAGAGCAAAACAGAUGGCAUGCGACAUCUAUUUGGAAUUGCCUCGACGGAAAGCUAACCCUAAGAAGGGAAGAACCUCCAAAGAUGAUAUAGCCUUGGACACAGCAAUAUCGUCGUCAUCACGCUUUUUUAUAUGAAGUCAUUGACGAAUGUGUGGUUCAGUAGUGUAGAUGGAUUGGAUGUUGAGUGCAGCCCCAUUCUCUCGUGUGUUUUUUUUUUUCAGGGGGGAAUUAAUUGGCGGCUUGCCUCUCACUCUCCUAGCUAGUUGCUAUCGGCAUUACUAUUACAUCUGUCGAUCAACUUUUUUCUUUUCUUUUUUUUAUUGAUUUUAGCAUCUUUUUAUAAGUGUUUUAAACAAACAAAACCAACUGAUCAUGGUGAUCUGAUGAUGUACAAUACAAGGGUGUUUCCUUCAAUUAGCUAGGUGAUAUUUUAA